UCCCCCGUGCAGCCCAACACCAUGCUCAAGCGGCUCGCGCGCACAAAGCAGCCCUCCUCGCCAUGGAUCUGCCAGCGCUGUCUGCACCAGUCGCAGCGCCAGCGACGCUUCAACUCGACCUUUGCUGCCGCUGCAAAGCCACGCGACCUUCCGCCGCCGCCGCCGCCCGCCGCCCUCUAUGGCCUGUCUGCCGGCGGCAAGACGGAUGACGACGCCCUGCGCAAGGUCUUCGAUAACGCCUCCUUCUGGGAUGCCUUCAAACGCACGUCGCAAAAGGACCAGCCCGCUGGCAUCAUAGGCAACAAGUACCUCACGCACCCGGAAGGCUUCGUCGACUUUGUUACCGUCACCAUACAGCGCUGCAAUGCCGUCGUGCAAAAGGUGGCAGCCGCGCAGUCGGUCGACGACUACAAGAACAUGGUCAAGGAUCUCGACAAGCUCAGCGACCUGCUCUGUCGUGUCAUCGACCUUGCCGACUUUGUACGGGGCACGCACCCGGAUCGCAAGUUCCAGGUCAUGGCAGUCAAGGCAUACUCGACCGUCUUCCAGUAUAUGAACCAGCUCAACACCACACCCGUGCUGUACGACCAGCUGAAAAAGGGCUCCGAAAUGCCGGAAGUGUACGAGGCUUGGACCGAGGAAGAGCGCAUCGUUGCGCGGAUACUCAUGGAAGACUUUGCAAGAUUCGGCAUUGGGCUGGACGACAAGACGCGGGAAAGACUAGUAGACCUGAGUGGAGAGAUUGCCGAAGUCGGCAACCAGUUUGUCGAAGGCAUGGCGCCCGAGACACUGACGCUGAGGUUCAAGGCCACCAAGCUGAGAGGGCUGGACCCGAAUCUAGCACAGGCUCUAACCAAGUGGGGAGAAACCAAGAUUUCGACCAUGCACCAGGAGGCGCAAUCUGUACUUCGCUAUGUCGACGACGCGGAAGUACGCAGACAGACAUACCAGGCAGUGCGCACAGCAAGUAAGCCGAGCAUCGCGCGAUUGGAGAAGAUGCUCAGGCUACGUGCCGAACUGGCCCAGACAUCAGGCUACGAGACAUUUGCGCACAUGACACUUGAGAAUAAAAUGGCACGCACACCAGAGGCCGUCAAUACGUUUUUGAAUGCUCUAUACGAGGAUAGCCGUCCUGCCGUGCUCGCUGAUCUAGAGGAACUCACAGAGCUCAAGAGGGGAGAUGCCCACCGAUCAAACUUUCCAGAUCGCAUCAAUGCCUGGGACAAAUUCUACUACACGCAAAAGAUGCUUGCCACAAUGGAGGGUCACUACAAGCAGCGCACUCCAGACUCCCUGUCUGCGUACUUUUCCGUGGGCACCGUCCUCCAGGGCAUAUCUCGUCUUUUUGACCGCCUCUACGGCGUGCGUUUUGUACCCAAAGAGACACAACCUGGCGAGGUAUGGGAUGAGGGCGUGCGCCGUCUCGACGUUAUAUCGGAUACAGAAGGACAUAUUGCGGUGCUUUACUGUGAUCUGUACUCUCGAAUGGGCAAGACGCCCAAUCCGGCCCAUUUCACCCUGCGGUGUAGUCGCGAGAUUCUGCCUUCAGAAUUGGAAGAAAUGGCGCACAUGCAACACCGUUUCUCAUCGCCUAUCGAAGCAGCAACGGACGGCAUGCCGGUAACUUACAAUGCCGAACGCCAGAGUUACUUUCAGCUGCCUACAAUCGCUUUGAUCUGCGACUUUAGCAAAGCAUCUUACCCAAAGCCCACCCUUUUGAACAUUCAUGAUGUACGCACUCUCUUCCACGAAAUGGGCCACGCCCUUCAUUCCAUUCUCGGUCGCACAGCUCUGCAAAACGUCUCUGGUACUCGCUGCGCCACCGACAUUGCCGAGCUGCCCUCUGUCCUCAUGGAACACUUUGCCUUUUGUCCACAUGUCCUCUCUCUGUACGCCCGCCACUGGGAAACAGACGCCCCAGUCCCGAUGGCGGCUCUCGAAUCACGCCUCGCAAUUGACAACCGCAACCAAUACGCCGAACUCGAAUCGCAAAUUCUACUCUGCAUGCUGGACCAGGUCUACCACUCUCGCAUCGCGGCAGACCCAGACUUCAAUUCCACAAAGGUCUACCACGAUGUGUACAACAGGUACUCAUCAGUUCCUGAGCCUGCCGGCACAGCAUGGCAAGGCUUCUUUGGCCACUUGUAUGGCUACGGUGCCACGUACUAUUCUUACCUGUUUGACCGCGCGCUGGCCGCCAAGAUCUGGAAGGAUGUUUUCCAGCACAACGGCCAGCAAGGCAGUCUGGACCGAGAGAACGGCGAGCUGUACAAGAACGAGGUGCUCAAGUGGGGCGGCGGAAGAGACGGCUGGCAGUGUCUAGCCGGCGUGCUCAAAGACGACAAGCUAGCCCAGGGCGGCGAGCAGGCCAUGCAGGAAGUGGGUAAAUGGGGUAUCAAAGACGCUGGCAGAUGAGACUGUACACAUAGGCUUUUCUUAGAAGCGGAGAAUUGUCGAUGUACAUAU
Messenger RNA from Exserohilum turcica Et28A, 2466 nucleotides. RefSeq lists its product as uncharacterized. Bases 22 to 2415 code for a protein of 797 amino acids. The record is from RefSeq and is a predicted model, not a curated record. Gene Ontology annotation, molecular function: metalloendopeptidase activity. Lineage: Eukaryota; Fungi; Ascomycota; Dothideomycetes; Pleosporales; Pleosporaceae. Gene Ontology annotation, cellular component: mitochondrion. Gene Ontology annotation, biological process: peptide metabolic process. The transcript has a single exon.